Messenger RNA from Anopheles funestus (African malaria mosquito), 5122 nucleotides. RefSeq lists its product as uncharacterized. The record is from RefSeq and is a predicted model, not a curated record. The transcript has 2 exons. The coding region runs from base 1 to 4647 and encodes 1548 amino acids. Gene Ontology annotation, molecular function: nucleic acid binding. NCBI's taxonomy places the organism in Eukaryota, Metazoa, Arthropoda, Insecta, Diptera, Culicidae.
AUGGACAAAAAAAUCAAGGCUUCGCAACUCAAAAAGAGGAUCGCAGUGGAAGGCCUCAAGACGCUAGAACGUUUUCAAGCGGAGUUUGUGCCCGAAUUUGCAAGCCAGAUUCCAGAAGCGUUGGAGGAUUUGGACAGGCACAAGUCAGGGUUUUUCAACUCGAUUGAGAAACUCGAAGAGCUGGAUGAAAACGACGCCAGCAUCGAGGCAUACAUCCAUGAGAGGAGUGAUUUUGAGGAUCGUCAUCGGAAGCUGAAAUCAUUCCUACGGGAAAACCAACCGAAGGAAGAGGGUACGCUACACGACACGACGGGUUUGGCUUCCUCGACGCUUGCCUUUUUUCGGCCAAACGCUUCUAACCUACGUCUGCCAAAGAUCGAGCUUCCAACGUUUGAUGGAGACCAUACAAGAUGGCUUUCGUUCCGAGAUCGGUUCAUAGCCAUGAUCGACGCGUCUGCAGAACUUCCCGCCAUCGCCAAGCUCCAGUACCUGCUUUCAUCGCUAAAGGGAGAAGCAGCUCUACCCUUUGAGCACACCCCUUUAACAUCCGACAACUAUCCUGUUACGUGGGCGGCACUUCUGAAGCGGUACGAUAAUUCACGGUUGUUAAUCCGUGAAUACUAUCGUAAAUUGCACCAUCUUCCGGGUGUGCAAUCGGUGUGCGUCGACAAGCUUACGCAUCUAGUGGACGAAUUCACUCGCUUUGUCAACGGAUUGGUGAAGCUGAAGGAACCGGUGGAUGCAUGGGACACGCCGCUUUCGAAUAUGCUGAUGAUGAAGCUGGAUCGUGAGACGCUGCUGGCUUGGGAAAAACAUUCCGUGCAUUUUCCUAAGGAUAAAUACAAGGAUGUGAUCGCUUUUGUGCAGGAUCGGAUCCAGAUCCUAAAGUCGACGAACGAUUUUGCGUGUGAGCAAAUUGUUAGUGGAAGAAAGGUGGCCGGCACUCAUCAUCCGGCAGUACAAAAAGGGUUCAUUGCAGACGCAGCUGCAUCAAACAUUCCCCAUUCCUCAACCCCGGCUCAUUCUCAGCGAUUGAAGUGUCCCUUAGCAUGCACCGACGCUCAUCUUCUACGCAACUGUCCGGUAUUCAUCGCUAAGGAUGUUCAGCAGCGACGAGAUGUCGUUACAAACAAGCACCUGUGUUGGAAUUGUUUGAGUGGCACUCAUCACGUCAAAUCAUGCAAAUCUGAUUAUUCGUGUAGAACGUGCCGUCAACGUCAUCAUACACUUCUUCAUAUCACUCCGGCCACAGCAGUUACCAUGGCAGCACAUUUGGAAGACGAUAAGGUGUUUCUAGAGACGGCACAGAUUGUGAUUCGAGAUGAUUACGGUAAUGAGCAUGAGGCAAGGGCUCUACUGGAUUCGGGGUCCAUGUCGAAUUUCAUCUCUGAGGAAUGCGCUCGAAAACUAUUGACCAACCGCAACAAGGUCAAUAUUGCUGUUUCGGGCAUCGGAAAUGCGGUGGUACAUCAAGUAAGGGGUUCGAUCGUCGCUACAGUUCGGUCCAAGAAUCAACCCUUCGCUACGGAAAUGGCUUUCUUGAUUUUGGACAAGCCAUCAGCUGCCAUCCCUACUUCAUUCUCGGACAUCUCAUCGUGGAAAAUGCCAGAUGUGGCAUUAGCUGAUCGCGCCUUCAACGUUCCGGGGGAAGUCGACAUCAUCAUCGGAGGCGAUACUUUCUGGGAGCUUCACACCGGUCGCAAACGCUCUCUCGGUAUGGGAAGACCGUGGCUGGUGGAAACCCAUUUCGGUUGGGUGGUCACCGGAAACAUUCAUCAUUCAUCUUCUGGUCCGCGACUGUGUCAUCUCGCAGCAAACGACAUACCAUUAGAAGACAUCAUGCAGCGGUUUUGGCAGAAUGAAACCAUAGCCGAGGAUACUGUCUUAUCGGUGGAAGAAGAUGCCUGCGAAAGACACUACGUGGCUACUACCGUCCGCAACACUUCGGGAAGGUAUGUCGUUAGUUUACCGUUUAAUUCCAAUCCUCAUAUCGUUUUAGGGGAUUCUAAAAACACAGCAGAUCGCAGGCUUCGUUGUAUGGAACGUCGUCUGAGCGAUAACCCUAAAAUGAAGGAGGAGUACGUGAAAUUCAUGGUCGAGUACGAGCGUUUGGGUCACAUGAAGAGGUUAAGUGAUCCGGUAGACGAUUCGGUUCAGCACUACUACCUUCCUCAUCACGCAGUAGUGAAGGAGACAAGCACAACAACCAAAGUCCGAAUCGUGUUCAAUGCAUCGUGCAAGUCUUCGUCUGGCUAUUCACUCAACGACAAGCUACUAGUUGGGCCGGUGAUCCAAGACGACCUGUUCACCAUCAUUGUGCGCUUCCGGUCACAUGCAAUCGCGCUAUCAGCAGAUGUGGAGAAAAUGUACCGUCAAAUUCUCCACGAACCUAGCGACGGAAGGUACCUUCGCCUUCGGUACCGGGAAAGUCCUGCACAGCCAAUUCAGACCUUCCAGUUGCUGACAGUAACCUACGGAACCGCAUGUGCACCAUUUUUGGCAACGCGGACUUUAAAGCAAAUUGCGCAUGACCACAAGGCACAAUAUCCUCGAGCAGUGAACUCAGUACUGAACGACUUCUACGUGGAUGAUUUGCUCACGGGUACCGAAGACGUAUUGGAGGCAGUUGAAAUGCGGGCACAGAUCUCAGAGAUGCUCAAAUCGGCUGGAUUUUCAUUAAAAAAGUGGGCCUCUAACGUACCGGAAGCACUACAGAACAUCCCAUCGGAGGACUUGGCAGUUCUCCCGACGCAUGAGUGGCAAGAUCCCCAAUUCGUAUCCACCCUGGGGCUCAUGUGGGAACCAGCAACUGAUAUGCUUCGCGUGCGGAUUGGUCUACCAACUGUUGCUCCGGUGAUGACAAAGCGGCUAACACUAUCAUACAUAGCGAAAAUCUUUGACCCCCUCGGAUUGCUGAGUCCAACCAUAAUCAUCGCUAAGCUCUUCAUGCAGCAAUUGUGGUCGUUAAAGACAAACGGGAAAUCAUGGGACUGGGAUUGUGAGCUACCAUCACAUCUCCAGCGGGAAUGGUCGGCGUUCCAUUCUAAGCUUCAUUCACUGCGUGAAGUGAGCAUCCCGCGAUACACUUCGGUUAAACAAGCAACAUGUGUGCAGCUGCACAUCUUCGCGGAUGCUUCGCAGGUAGCAUAUGGUGCUUGUUGCUACGUCAGAGCAGAAAGCCAGCACAAAAUAUCGGUACAACUAGUGGCAGCCAAAUCCAAGGUUGUUUCUCUGACAAACACAAAUUCAAUCGCCAGAUUAGAGCUCUGUGCGGCGAGAUUGGCAGUAGACUUGUUCCGGAAGGUCAUUCAGUCUCUCAACGGCACUUACGAAGCAUUCGCUUGGACUGAUUCUAUGACCGUUCUACACUGGCUGAAUUCUACACCUCGACGAUGGAAGCCAUUUGUGGCAAACAGGGUGGCUCAGAUUCAGGAAGAGACCAGAAUCAAGGGCUGGGAGCAUGUACCCGGUGUAGACAAUCCAGCAGACGAUGUGUCACGAGGUCUACUUCCAGACAAAUUGCUGGAUUGUCAUCGUUGGUGGCACGGGCCACAUUGGUUAAGCAGGAAGAUAGAAGAUUGGCCUCAGAGUGAACCUGCAAGAGACGAGAUCGAAUCAUCAGAGGAAGAACGAGUUCAACCGCGCAUGGCUGCUGUGUCCACUAUAAACGAGUUUAGCAGCACACUCUUCAAACGAUUCUCCAUUUACCAUAGGCUCAGGCGAACUAUGGCGUAUUGCUUACGUUUCAUCAAUUGUCUAAGGGCAGGCAAAUCAUCACAUACUCCAUCUACAAAAUCUCAUGCCACGGUUCAGGAGCUGAUCACGUUAGUUCCAUUACUGACAAAGACUUUACGGCGUUUCGUGGCACGCAGAGGGAGGAUAGCGGAACUGCAUUCGGACAAUGCAACAACAUUUAAGGGUGCUGCACAUGAGCUUCGUCGCAUCCAUGAAAUGCUGAAAGGCAGCGAUCGUGAUCGUCGUGAGCUGUUCAACUGGUGUGCUAACGAGGAAAUCAAGUGGAAAUUCAUUCCACCACGGGCGCCACACUUCGGGGGGCUGUGGGAAGCUGCAGUCCGGUCGGCGAAGCAACACCUCAUACGCACUUUGGGAAGCACAAGCCUCACGCAGGAGGGUAUGAUUACGGUGCUAGCACAGGUUGAACAGUGCCUAAAUACUCGACCUUUGGUCCCACUUUCGAGUGAGCCCACGGAUAUGGAAGCGCUCACUCCUGGGCACUUUUUGAUAGGGUCAAACAUGCUAGCGUUGCCGCAGGUUGAUAGAAGUUCGGUUGCGCCAAAUAGGUUGAAGGAAUUCGAUCAAAUUCAACAUCAUGUUCAGAGCAUUUGGUCGCGUUGGUAUCCGGAAUACCUACAACAGCUACAGGCCCGCGCGAAACGUUUUAUGACUCAUCCGGUACCGCUAGAAAUAGGACAACUGGUUAUCAUAAGGGAAGAUAACAUACCACCUACCUUAUGGCCAACGGGAAGGAUAUCAAGUUUGCAUCCCGGAAAGGAUGGAGUAGUACGGGUAAUAACGCUCCGCACAGCGUCAGGAAAACAAAUUGUACGCGCAGUAAAUCGGGUAGCAAUCCUACCAAAUCCGGUUAGUAGCAAUUCAGAGGAGCUAGUCGAUAUUAUACCUGAAUAGUUUUCAACACAAACCACGCUACAUUGUUGACACUCAUAGUUGUCAGUUCACGAAAAAACAAAACACCAACAUACACACAGUUACACUCAUACGGAAUGUUAGGAGAUAAGCAGUUACAUGAAAUUCUAAAGCGAAAAGUAGAUUAGUAGAUCAGAACAUUACAUGAAUUUUUAAAGAAGUUCCUUCUUUGGUGGCCGGGAAUGUGAAAUUUACUGUUAGCUAUAAUUUUUAAAUGUUACAUGAAUUAUCUGUGAACUACGACGAAGGAACUUAACCACGAAUUAUAAACACACACUACUUGACGCUAUAAGGAUUGACAUUAAGGGACAAUUAGGACGAACUAUAAUGAACUUUGCAUGUAAAAUGAACUCGGACAAAUGAAUAAACAGUUGCAAACAGAACGGCGCCAAGACUGCACGGGUUUCUUUUCUAUACAUUUCUUUACCGCGAUAUUUUCCAGUUUCGAGAGUUUUUC